AUAUCUGCACAGACGACUUAGUGGAGCAAUCAAACUACAUCCUUAUUGAUACAGCAAGUGUUCCAGAUUUCCAACAAACGUCAUGUGAAUGUGUUAUAUUAACAAAUAAACAAGAACUUGGAAUAACUUUGAUGUUAGAAAAUUCCACUGAAGUGUUCAGCAUGGAAUUUGAAAUAAAAGAAACUGUCAUAAACAAAAUUAAAUACAAUUAUGAUACAACGAUUAAAAGUGGUACAAAAAUUUCAUUUUCCACUAAUGUAAAUCACGAGCGAGAUGGGGCGUGUCUCGGUGUUUUUUCAAAGGAUCAAUCAAAGUUCAAUAUUGCUUGUAAUAGAUCAACAUUUAACUCAAACCAAGGAAAGGAAAGCUAGGGAAAUGAAAACAUAAGUCCGAGGGAUAGAACUUAUGUCAACUUUUCCUUUACGAAAGCAACGAAAGAAACAACAAGACGAUCCGCUCCAGCAUCCAUAUCACAUGGAAUUGAAACAACCGAGGGUACAACUUUAAAACCUUCUCAUUCUACGAUGCAAGCUUCAGCGGAUAAUGUGAAGGGAGACAACCAUAUUAAGAGUUUGUUUGAAAAAUACUUUCGAACAACGGAAAAAACAACAAGACAAUCAAGCUCAGCAUCUAUAUCACGUGGAAGUCAAACAACCGAGAGUACAACUUUAAAACCUAUUUAUUCUACGAUGCAAACUUCAAAGGAUAACGUGAAUGGAGACAACCUUAUUAUAAUUCCUUCAGUGAUAGCAGUUUGCGGACUUCUAUUAGGAAUUGUUAUUGCUGUUGUAUGCGUUAUUUUCUACAAAAGGAGAAAGAAAGGAAAGCGAAGAAAUGCCACUACAGUAAGCUCCACAAACGCACCCGUAGAGAGUGACUAUUAUAUGACUGAAAAUGCGAUGUACAAUAUGGGUCAGCUAUGCACGCGAGAAACAAUCAAUGAAAACGAACACAACAAUGUUGACCAUUAUGACGGAGCAUCCCCAGGCCAUUAUGAUUGUAUUCAAGAAUCAACUGACAGAAACCAGUCCUCUGAAAACUCACCAAGCCAUGCUGUGUCAAACGAGUAUUCAACAUGUCUAAAAGUAGCCAAAAGAAGUGAUGUUGGCUCAAACAAUAAACGGUCGAUUAUCGAUAAAGAAAGGCAACCACAAUUUUCAGGAAUGAAUGGAGACGAUUACACAGUAUAUGACAGGACAGUGUCAACCGUUCCUCCGCAGGCAGUCGGAGAUAAUGAUUAUCAUCGUUUGGGCUCUCUUGCUUUGACUGGAUUGAAUUUGACAUAUGACAGAAUUGGGAAUACUGGCGUAGUUAGACAUUAAACAUUGUAAUUUAUUUUGAGAAAUAUGGAUAAUAAUCUUAUCUUGACAAUAUUGAUCAUUCUGUUCAUACCUGAAAAACAGUAAACAUUAUUAUAUUAAUAUCAUAUCUCAUAGUCAAAUAACGUCAUCCAGUACGUUAGCCGAGAUGGCCAUCAAGGGUGAACACAUUGUUCUAUUGUUACCCUCUGACGUCAAUAAGAUAUAAUAUUAUCAUUUUCAAUCACAACAACACAUUGCAACGGCAUAUAAUAAUAAAUAUGAAUAAAUAACAUAACAUAUAUCAUUUGUAUGCAAAAGCAUGAUAUCAGUAAUCUGAAAUUUCAUAUCAACCGUGUAUUCAAGUCGCCUCUUUCUGGAUAACCGUUAAAUGAUUUUUAUAGUAAACAGGGCUCAAAAGUAGAUAUCACGAAUACAAUUGGUUUUCAAGACAUCACUGACGAUUACAUGAUAAAAUAUAAUUCUGAUUUACCUUAAAGUAAAGCUAUAAAGUACUAUGUGCUAAAUGUAAAGAUAUAUACAAGAAAUACCAACAAUAUCUCAAACAUAUAAUCACCAAAGUCGUAUUUUCAAUAAACAAAGUUUCGUUUUCUUUUCAUAACAUGCCUCUUGAAACAAACGUACAUUAAUAAAGAAAGAAUUAUAUUACCUUAAUAUUAAGCUUUUAGAGUGCACCAGAUAAAACGUUCAAAAAAGAAAGUUCCUGAGUAGAAAAGUCAAGUUUGAUAUAUUUUCAUGCAUUGAUAAACAGUUACUUAUGUAUAUAGAUUGGGAAAAAAGUGUGUUAUAUAUCAAGAAAUAAUACAAAUAAUAGGAACAAAAUAAUAAAGUUUU
This is a messenger RNA of Ruditapes philippinarum (Manila clam), 2153 nucleotides long. RefSeq lists its product as uncharacterized. The coding region runs from base 525 to 1322 and encodes 265 amino acids. The transcript is spliced from 6 exons. The record is from RefSeq and is a predicted model, not a curated record. NCBI's taxonomy places the organism in Eukaryota, Metazoa, Mollusca, Bivalvia, Venerida, Veneridae.